AUGUUUUUAAAUCCUCGUAUCCUGUCGUCGGCUGCGGCGAUUGCUAUCACUUGUGCUGUGUCUGCAGCGGCCUACUAUUACAAAAGCCGCAAUGCUGUCGAAAUUAACGAAGUAAUGGUGUUCUGCAAACUCCACCUAAAUGCUUAUAAUUACUUUGAUAAGUUAAUCAGCUAUGUAGAAGCAGCUAAGAAAAGUGUUGACGUCUGCAUGCCAAGCAUACACAAUCCCGCCAUUCAAAGUCGGUUAGUAGCAUUGAUAAAGAAAAAGAAUAUCACAGUUCGUAUUAUAAUUGACCGUACUGGGUAUAAUGAUUCAACAGACUUUUUUAUAAAUGAACUUAUUGAAGCUGGUGCAGAGAUAAAGUGUAAUCUAACGGAACCAAUAUAUAAGAUGCAACACAAAUUCUGCAUAGUCGACGACAAAGUUCUCAUGACUGGUACUUUGGACUGGGGAAACGACCUUUCAGCCGACCAUUGGAAUUAUGUCUACAUCACUAGUAAACCACAGUUAGUAGAACCGGUAAAAAAAGAAUUUUAUCAAAUGUGGAUUCGGUUUUCUAGCGAUUUAAGUCAGGUCGACAAGCCCACACCACACGAUAGCGACACAGAAUUCGUGGACGCUAGAAAUUUAAAUCCGGAAAUGGAAAAUAUGGAAAUAGUCGAAAUGGAAAACGAACAUAAAGGUGACUCAGAAUCACAGACUAACAGAGAUGAGACCUCUGAUUUAGUUAUAAUUUAG
Molecule: messenger RNA, 738 nt
Organism: Spodoptera littoralis (African cotton leafworm)
Lineage: Eukaryota; Metazoa; Arthropoda; Insecta; Lepidoptera; Noctuidae
Source: the annotation of a GenBank genome assembly